Messenger RNA from Sceloporus undulatus (fence lizard), 927 nucleotides. RefSeq names its product taste receptor type 2 member 60-like. The record is from RefSeq and is a predicted model, not a curated record. Gene Ontology annotation, biological process: sensory perception of taste; G protein-coupled receptor signaling pathway; detection of chemical stimulus involved in sensory perception of bitter taste. Gene Ontology annotation, molecular function: G protein-coupled receptor activity; bitter taste receptor activity. The transcript has a single exon. Gene Ontology annotation, cellular component: membrane. Bases 1 to 927 code for a protein of 308 amino acids. NCBI's taxonomy places the organism in Eukaryota, Metazoa, Chordata, Lepidosauria, Squamata, Phrynosomatidae.
AUGGUUAGCAACUCAGCUUCUCCACUGGAUAUACUCAUAUGGACCAUUAUGGGAAUUUUAUCCAUGGCUUCCCUGUUAGGAAAUGGUUUUAUCACAGUUGUGGUGGGACAACAAUGGCUUCGAAAUAGAAAGUUGUUGACCUGUGAUUUCCUCUUGAUUAGUUUGAGCACAUCCAGAUUUCUGAUGCAACUGCAUGCUUCAGCGAACAAUCUUCUAUAUCUCAUCUCCUCAGAGACCUCCUUGGAUUCUUAUAAUGAGGUAGACAGUUAUAUUAUCUGGCUGUUUUUCAACUUAGCCAGUCUCUGGUGUGGCACGUGGCUAAGUGUUUUCUACUGUGUGAAGAUCACUAACUUUACCAAUCAUGUCUUCCUCUGGCUGAAGUCAAGAAUAAACAUCUUUGUACCCAGAUUGCUUGGAAUGUCAAUAGUCAUUUCCAGUAUCUCCUUUCUUCCUCCACUGGUUGAAUAUUUUGGACACAAAAAGUGGAGAAAUCAGACAGGCACUCUGCCAGGAAGUGCCAACCAUAGUAAGGUUCCUCACAUGUUUAUUUUUCUUCCUCUGCAUCUCACUUAUACUUGUAUAAAUUUCAGCAUAAGCAUAACUGCAUCUAUUAUUUUGCUCGCCUCACUGUGGAAGCACAAGAAGAAUUUGAAGAAGAGUGGUCUUGGAGUUACGGACCUCAGCACCCAGGUACACAUCAAUGUCAUUAUGCUAUUGUUGUUUUAUGUCUUCUUCUACUUACUAUAUUUCACUGGCAUGAUACUAUUUGCCAGUGAUUCUAUCCCGCUUGAAAGCACUGAAAGACUAAUUGUGGACAUCUUGACAACUUCAUUUCCUUCUGCACACUCCAUCGUAUUAAUAUUGACCAAUCCAACACUGAAAGAAAUGGCUGCUCAUGUUCUGAAUAUUAGACGAAGAGUUUCAUAA